CUGCAGCAGAGAGGGGCUGCGUGACGUCAGCAAACGCUGGAUCGGUCUCUUGGCUGAAUCGGGAAAAUGGGAUUAUGAUUGCGAGGACCUCAUGAAGGAAAAGCCAAAAUGAUGAAGACCAGGUGAAUGUUGGCACCAUGUAUGGUCAUGUGACUGAGUUGCAGGGCGCUACGGAUGCACAAGCAAUAUCACUUCGACCUGCAGACUUCCCAUCGUAGGCUUUCUGCCGUGUGCCACCAUGAGACAAUCUGCCAGGUGCCUGACCUCUGUGCCCUCACAGUGGCGCGACCGUUGUGUUGCGUGAGCGCCCCCAUCUUCUCCGGCAGUUACUGCACGGAAUGGCCUCUCUGGACCUUCCCUACCGCUGUCCUCGCUGCGGGGAGCACAAGCGUUUCCGAAGCCUGUCAUCCCUGCGCGCCCACUUGGAGUAUAACCACACGUACGAGACCCUCUACGUCCUUUCUAAAUCCAACAGUGUGUGUGACGCUGCAGCUCUACUCCCCCUAGUGGCAGAGGGAGCUCUCCUGACACCUGCCAACAACAACGAUCCCUUUGAACCGCUGCGACCUUCUGCUUUAAAGGAGCGGCACUUCCCUUGCCGUGAGCUUCCUUGUGCAGACGACCUAAGUCUGACCCCGGCUAACUCCAGCACUGCUGCUCGAUACAUCCCCAAUGUGGAGUUUCCCUUGGGGGAGAUCUUUAUGAAGACAGCCAUGACAUCCACAGACCCGCAUGGAAACCCGAACACAGCUGUAGCAGUGUCAGCUAAUGUAGCAGCAAGCGCAGUGGAGGCGGCCUACGAGGAAGGGUUGGCCAGGCUAAAGGCGCGGGCGUUUGAACGGCUGGAGCUGGAUGAGCGAUUGGAGAAGCUGUCUGAAGAGGUGGAGCAGAAAAUAGCGGCCCGUGUUGGCCGGCUGCAGGCCGAACUGGAGAGGAAGAGCUCAGAACUGGAACGGGCCAAGCAGGAGAGCGAGCGGCUGAGCCAGGAGAAGCAAGAUCUGGAAGACAAAGCCUCAGAGCUGUCUCGACAGGUGGAUGUCUCUGUGGAAAUGUUGGCUACUCUCAAACAGGACCUGGUGAACAAAGAGGCUGAACUCACACAUAAACAACAAGAGGUUGCCCAGAUUGACCAAUUCCUUCAGGAGACGGCGGCACGUGAGGCCAAUGCUAAAGUGCGUCUUCAGCAGUUUAUUGAGGAGCUUCUGGACCGAGCCGACCGUGCUGAGAAGCAGCUGCAGAUCAUCAGCAGCUGUGGAACCACACCAAAUGGGAGUCUGGGACGCUGCAGCCUGCAGGCCUCAAAGGGCAAUGGAUGCCAGAGACACUCCAGCAUUUCUGGGAGUACAAGGGGCAUGUACCAAGUGUCAGAGCGACGCUCCUCUCCCAGCACAGGUGCGUCAGGACGUGUCAAGUCUGUGUCGCAGGGUUCUGGCGGUUACGACAGUGACAGCGUUGAGAUUCAUCCCAUGGAAGACUGUCCCGAGGCUCAGUACUACCACAUGCAAUGUCGACUAGCUGAGGGGGGUUAUGAGCGUUCUCCUGGAUGUGGUGGCGGUGCCUCAAGGAAUUGGGGGCUCCGUAAACAGGCUAUCCAGAACUGGCAGCGGCGACCAUACCGGAAUAGUACCGAAGGCGAGGAAGGAGACGUGUCCGACGUGGGUUCCCGAACAACCGAAUCAGAAGUGGAGAUGUGGGAGCAAGAGAGGAGAGCUGUAGCUGAAGUCCAGCAGUCUGCUGCCCCUUAUCCUCACCACGGCCGUGCCGGCUACCGCCCCAAUACAGGUCGCUCUGAUGGGGUUUACAACAAGCCGUGCCGACAUGAGAAGAGCCCUUCUAAAUCCAACGAGGUGAUCAGCCCAGAGAUCCUGAAGAUGCGUGCAGCUCUCUUCUGUAUCUUCACCUACCUAGACACUAAAACCUUACUGAAAGCUGCUGAGGUCUGUCGGGACUGGAAAUUUGUGGCCCGUCACCCAGCUGUCUGGACCAGAGUGCUGCUUGAGAAUGCUCGCAUUUCUUCCAAGUUCCUGAGUACGCUGUCUCAGUGGUGCACCCAGACACAUUCUCUCAUCCUGCAAAACCUCAAACCACGACAGAGAGGCAAGAAGGAGACCAAAGAUGACUACCUUAAAAGCACACGUGGCUGCCUGGAAGAGGGUCUGGAGGCAUUGCUAAAGGCAACAGGCAGUAAUCUCCUCAUAUUGAAGGUGUCACACUGUCCCAACCUGCUGACUGACCGCUCCCUGUGGCUGGCCAGCUGCUACUGCAGAGCCCUGCAGGCUGUAACCUACAGGAGUGCCACAGACCCAGUUGGACAAGAAGUGAUCUGGGCCCUUGGAGCAGGUUGUAGAGAUAUUAUCUCCCUACAGGUGGCGCCACUACAUCCAUGUCAACAACCUGCUCGCUUCAGUAAUCGGUGCCUACAGACCAUAGGAAGAUGCUGGCCGCACCUUCGUGCUCUUGGUGUGGGUGGGGCCGGGUGUGGCAUUCAAGGACUGGCCUCACUCGCGAGGAACUGCAUGCGGCUGCAGGUGCUGGAGUUGGAUCAUGUGAGUGAAAUCAACCAAGAGGUGGCAGCAGAGGUUUGCAGAGAAGGCCUGAAGGGCCUGGAGAUGCUGGUCCUCACCUCCACGCCAGUCACCCCAAAAGCCCUGCUGCACUUCAACAGUGUUUGCCGCAACCUGAAAUCCAUUGUGGUUCAGAUUGGUAUAGAAGACUACUUUGAAGACCCCAACAGUCCUGAAGCUCGGAAAUUGUUUGAUGAGAUGGUUAACAAGCUGCAGGCUCUGAAGAAGAGACCGGGUUUCUCCAAAAUUCUUCACGUGAAAGCUGAUGGUCUCUGCUAACAUCUUUUGUGUGGACGUCUUCUGCAGAAGCAACAUCUCGGUUCCUGUCAGUCAUAAAGAUGCAACAGUUUUAAACAAACACCAUGGAGUGGAACUGGUCUGCUGCACAAACACAAAGAGUGGGUGACCGCCUUGAUGAAACAGGACGCUAGCUGCACUACCAAGGCUCAGCGUUCGGGCUUCGCAAAUGCAAACUUGAAAAAGUAAAACAUUUACUCUUCCACUUAGUCUCCUUCAUAAUGAUUGUGACAGAAGUCCAGUUGACUUCCUCAGACUGUACUGACAAAGUAAAGGCCUGCAUUAAUCUUUACAAGAAACCCAACAAAACUGUUGGAUUCCUCAUUCUCAGACGUUUUCCUUUCAGCAUUUAGUGGAUUAUCACCUUGCAGAGUCAGAUCAUAUAAAAAAAACCCUGGAGCCAAGUGACAAUGCUGCAUUAAACUUGACGUCUACCUGAGGCCACUUUCAACAACACUUUCAUCAGAUGAUACGCAAGUACAUCACAUCAUUGAGAAAUGUAUUUUUUUAAUAGGAAGUCUCAAGUUCUUGUGUUCAGCAGUUUUGAGAUAGAGCCUUUACGGUUGCCUUUGCACCCGUGCAGUCAUGACGAUUGAUGAGUUAGUCAUUCUCAGUUCCCCACUUUCAAAAAAAGAAUUAGAAGUCUGAUCGUGCUGCCGACCUGUCUCAUUUAUUUUAUCCCCGAAUGAGGCAAGAAUCACAUUGACACAGUUGGAGUCAGUGUCUGUCCUCAUUCCAAUGAACGACUUCUCCAUUGUGCCGUUAGAGAAAAAGCACCAAAACAUGAAUAUGUCAGUCACAUAUGGAGUUUGAGUCAAUCUUAUUAAAAGUCCUUGAGGUAUAUACAGGUACGUUCCAGUUCUAUAUAUGUGUAUAUGAGGGAAGAUCCGUCUCUACAGGGCCAAUCACAGGGCUUGUCAUGGUUGAACAUCCUGGUCUCAUUAUUUUUCAGCAGAGAUCCUCUAGCUCCCCCUGCUGGUAAUCAUGGCACUGCAAAAAUUCCUGCAGAUGUGAUUUGACACUUUGAAGCAUGGAACAAGUAUCACCAAGUAACCAAGUCUUCAGUACCACCAUCAAAUUUACAAUUUGAUUUGGUGUAAUUCUUAAUAAAAUGUGACUGUCUUUGCACAAAAAGUUAAACUGUAUUUGUAGCAAUACGUACUGAGGCACACUCCCUUUUUUCUGCAGAU
This is a messenger RNA of Thalassophryne amazonica, 4051 nucleotides long. RefSeq names its product F-box protein 41 (gene fbxo41). The coding region runs from base 339 to 2843 and encodes 834 amino acids. Gene Ontology annotation, molecular function: protein binding. Lineage: Eukaryota; Metazoa; Chordata; Actinopteri; Batrachoidiformes; Batrachoididae. The record is from RefSeq and is a predicted model, not a curated record. The transcript has 14 exons.